CAAACACCAACCACCGAAAAACAGCUCCACCAUGCUCAGCGGGACUGGAUCCUCUGAGCUUUGCGCAACCAUCAAAAACUCGUCUUCAUCCUCCCUCAAUUGGCUUGUGAGGAGUUCCAACUCCGCAUCUUCAUUGCAACUCCGCCAACCCGCAUGCCACCGCACGUCGCAUCUAUCGAGUUCUAGAAGUCAGAAAGUACGGAGUACGACGAUUCGAGGACGAGUGGAUUCUUCGCCUUCAAGAUGGCAUAUCCGACACCGCCGCCCACUUCCUCUCCAAAGGAGGACACGCAUCACGAUUACCGCACGACCCAAGACUUCCGCAGCUAUGAUACGCCGCAGCAAACUCCUGCCCUGACCCGAAUUCCAGCUCAAGAGGCCUACUACCAUGCUGGUUCUGAGCCCAGCUCUCCCAGGCAAUCCUACACAAAGCCAUACCAAGCCCAAGGCAAUGGAGGCAAUGGCCCAGAGCAAAGACUCGUUCGCUCCAACACCGACUCGCCAAAGCAUUUCUAUGGGCCGCCACAUGCUCAAAAGCUGAAUGACCUUGGUGUCACUGGUCGAAACCAAAGACCAGUCGAUGGUACAUACACCAUCCGGUCGGGCAGUCGAUCCCCUCCUCUCCACCACGACAACUCUGACCACCCAACUCGUCCCAGCUCGGGCCAGCGAAGACGAACACCCCCUCCUCGACCACUAUACUUCUCUCCAACCAAUCGCCCUCCCUCCCCAUACAAUGUGUCUCGUCCCCAACCACGUCCCGGCUUUAUGAAGCGGAUGAAGGAUAAGGUCUCAUAUUGGAUGCGCAAAUUGCUCGAUUGGGCGAAACGUAACCCUAUCAAAGCGGGACUGGCAAGCAUUGUGCCACUCGUGCUGGGGGCCGGGAUGAUCAGAAUUAUCACGGAAUUGAGUUCUGUGGCUAAGACACUGCUGAACAAAUUGGAAAUGGGCAUGGGAGGUGGCCGACCAGGGCAGAAGAGGAAGCCUCCAGUCAAGGAGGGUUGGGAUUGGGGUCUACAACAUUUCGUUGGCUUUGGAGGAACCAAAGGUGGACCCUUGGAUGGUAUCAUGAAGAUUUUGCAGAUGUUUAUGUUAGUACCUUCUCCUUUUCAUCACAUUGAGAAAUUUUUGAUCAUUCAUAACACCAUGCUAAUACAAAAAUAGGAACCACUACGCAAGACUUACACCCAGUGCGGUCCCUAGAGCGGCCUGCAUCCUCCUCGAAUUGUAUUUUUUAGAGAAGGUCUACUGAAGGCAAUGGGUCUCAAUGUAUAAAGGCGAGUGUUAUUCAUGAUCAAUUCCAGCGCUGGAUGAACAGAACAUACGAAACGAACGCAACGCAUAAGCUUACGAUAUGAUGAAAAUGCAUAUGAAAACAACACAU
Messenger RNA from Hymenoscyphus albidus, 1384 nucleotides. The record is from the annotation of a GenBank genome assembly. Lineage: Eukaryota; Fungi; Ascomycota; Leotiomycetes; Helotiales; Helotiaceae.